This is a messenger RNA of Closterium sp. NIES-67, 707 nucleotides long. The record is from the annotation of a GenBank genome assembly. Lineage: Eukaryota; Viridiplantae; Streptophyta; Zygnematophyceae; Desmidiales; Closteriaceae.
GUCGGGUAGAUGCUCAAGCCUACCGGGCGACGCCGGGGAGGCGGGAGAGGGGGGGGGGAGGAUGAGGGGGAGGACGAUGAUGCGGGGGAGGAGGAGGAGGAGGAGGAGGAGGAGGAGGAGGAGGAGGAGGAGGAGGAGGAGGAGGAGGAGGAGGAGGAGGAGGAGGAGGAGGAGGAGGAGGAGGAGGAGGAGGAGGAGGAGGAGGAGGAGGAGGGGGAUGAGGAGGAUGAGGAGUACAACGGGGAGGGGGAUGAGGAGGAUGAGGAGUACAACGGGGAGGGGGAUGAGGAGGAGGGUUAUGAGGAGGAGGUGGAUGGGGAUGAUGUUGAGGAGGAAGAGGGGGGGGCGGCGACGCCGGGGAGGCGGGAGAGGGGGGGGGGGGAGGAUGAGGGGGAGGACGAUGAUGCGGGGGAGGAGGAGGAGGAGGAGGAGGAGGAGGAGGAGGAGGAGGAGGAGGAGGAGGAGGAGGAGGAGGAGGAGGAGGAGGAGGAGGAGGAGGAGGAGGAGGAGGAGGAGGAGGAGGACGUGGAGGAGGAGGAGGAGGAGGAGGAGGAGGAGGAGGAGGAGGAGGAGGAGGAGGAGGGGAUGAGGAGGAUGAGGAGUACAACGGGGAGGGGGAUGAGGAGGAUGAGGAGUACAACGGGGAGGGGGAUGAGGAGGAGGGUUAUGAGGAGGAGCACCUAAGCUACCCGACUUCCAGCCCCUAG